Entrophospora sp. SA101 is the source of this 139-nucleotide messenger RNA. The record is from the annotation of a GenBank genome assembly. Lineage: Eukaryota; Fungi; Glomeromycota; Glomeromycetes; Entrophosporales; Entrophosporaceae.
UGGAGGAAAGAUGGAAAAAAUAAGUGGGGGAGGUAUGAAUAACAUUCCUAAUACAGAUAUAGUUGCCCAAAUUGAGCGAGAAAUAAAAAGAAAGGAUAAAAACUUAGCUAAUACUGCUCGCAUAAUGUCUACUACUUAA